Molecule: messenger RNA, 3323 nt
Organism: Procambarus clarkii (red swamp crayfish)
Lineage: Eukaryota; Metazoa; Arthropoda; Malacostraca; Decapoda; Cambaridae
Source: RefSeq, a predicted model, not a curated record
GGCGCGCGAGAUGAGAUCAACAUUCAGUGUCCGCCUGGCUUACCUCUCCCACGGUCGUGUGUGGUUGGCGCUCCCGCCGCCUCUUAGUGACUUAAGUGUUCCCCGCCGCGUAACUGGAUCUCCCUCUUACCCUCGGAGGUUAAUACCUGUGCUCAUUAAACCAGCGGAAAUGAACGAACGAGGACGUACGGUGUGACAAGUGGUUCAAGGUGUCGUCGUGGAGCUGUGUCUUGGGGAUUUGGACCAGUCUCAGGAAUCAGCAGGUCAUCAUGUUGGACGACCUGAAGCGAGCGCUCCGGAUGGAGUCUCCUGCUCCGAGGCUCAAUGAGUCCAACCUCAAAAAGCUGUCGAGAGGACUCAGGUCGUCCAAGAAGAGCUUGCACUCUGUGCACUCAGCCCUGGAGACUUGCAGCGUCCCUGAUGGCCAGCUGGGAGGGCGCUCCGUGUCCCUGUCGACGCUGCUGCCGUCAGGAGGUCCUGGGGGUGGCAUGCGUCCCAGAGUCAACAAGCUGCAGACACUCGAGGCUAAGAUGGCGAGCAUCGAGGUGUCCUUGGGUUGGAAGCGACGUCGCGAGGCCCUACUCGAAACCCUGCCCAGGGCAGCCCGGGACCUGGUGCGCGAGCUGGACGCCCUUCAUCAAGCUCUCAGAGACAAGGACACUGUCAUCCAGUCGCUGAAGACCCAGAUUACCAAUUUGGGUGGGACAGUAGGCGGAAGUGGCGAAGGAGGCGGUGUGAUCUCUGAGACGGAGCGGCGGAGUAUCCAGGAGCGCCUCAACAAAGUCCAGGGGGAAAUGGACGCCAAGAAAGUUGCCAUCAAAAACCUAAAACUAACCUUAGAGAAGAUUGACAUCACUGACAAUAUCGAUGUUAGGAUCCGAGCAGCAGAGCUAGAAUAUGAACUGGAGAGGGAAGAGCUUAACAUCCUAAACUUGAAGGAGGAAUCCACAGUCUUAAAUGCACGCCUUCAGGAGACGCCUUCAUCUUCUGCUUGUAAUGGUUCUUCAGGGCCCCAGCCUUUAUUACAUGCCCUUUUCACCUCUAUUGGAGGAGGCGCAGCUCUCAGGGAAGUGACACUGAUGAGUAUCGGUGUACCUCACACACCAGGGAACCCUCCCUUCCAUGUGACACCUCGACCGCCCCUUGGGUGUGUCAUAGACUGGGCCACCGAUGACACCAGACUAAAAAAGGGUGACAGGCUGCUGGAGAUAAAUGGGGAGACUGUAGUAGGCUGUGGUUUGGACCAGGUCACCAGGCUCAUGGGGUCAUCGACUCAUCUCAACCUCGUUAUUGCCAGACCCAGCACCGUAGGUACUGCUGGUCGCAGAUCAGAAGGCCGAAUAGAAAAGCAGAUGGAGGAGAAAGCCAGAGAAAUUAAAGACCUAGUUGCAAGACUUGACAAAGCUCUCAAGGACAAGGAAACUCUAAAGAGUGAUAACACACGCCUCAACCAUCGCAUUGGCUAUCUGGAGGAACAGGUAUCGGAGCUGAAAAUGACCCUCAGUCGCACUCGAGAGGCUGCCCUUAACCACACUAAUGGGGAGACCAUUGUCACCACUUCACAGCCAGGAGCAACAGUUAUUCAGUGCUCUCUGGUGGUUCAGGUGUUCCAAAAGGGUGACCAGAGGUUGGCUGUAGCAAGCCCUGAGGUUGGCAGUGGGGAGGUGGAGAGGGCUCAGCAGUAUCCCACUCUACCAAGGCUGAGGUCACCAGACUCUUCGAUCUCUUCCCCAAGUUCCUCUCAGUCUGAUUCCCCUGACAGACAUGCCACAAGCCAUGUUAAUUCAACCAGGCCCACCUCAGCAGCCGACUACCGUAGACGAGUUCUCUCUCCACGACCGGACUCGAAAAAUGAGGAUUCACGGCCAGCCUCUCGUACAAAGCCAGUACCACCAAAGAAACCAGAGCGUCUCAGCCUGCAGAGAACCACGAGUCUCCAGAGUGUAGAGGAAGGAUCAGCGACCUCCCGGUCUUCAACUACAACCCCUUCUAGCUCCCGCUACAGUGCUCUUCAGACAUGGCCAUCACUUGACACAGACAUUCACUGCCGGGACAAUGACCUUCAAUCUCAAACAAUAUACGAACGAGGUCAAGGAAGAUCAGAUCACCAUAGCCAUGAAAACAUCUAUGACAGAUAUAAUGAUAGAUCAUGUUAUAACUCGCAAGGACAUGAGCAUUAUUCGUCUAGAUCCCAGGGGGAUGGAAGUGUCAGGAUGAUCAUCAGUGGAAGUCCAGUAUCCACGGAAGGUCUCAGUAGGCGUCCCAGCCCUCAGGGUGCAGCAUCGGCACCAACAAAUGAAAGAUUAUCUCAUCAGGGCAUUUACGGAUCUCAUUCGCCUGAUGCUGCACUCCAUUUAGAUUGUAAUAAAAAUGGUGACACCGAGGUUGAUGUGUUUCGGGCAGAAAUAAACAGCCAUAUGGGUAUAACUACCCGUUUCACCUCACACAACCAUCAUCAUAACCACAAUCACAACCACAGCCACCACCAGCACUCCUCUCACCAUAACCACUACUCUCUGCACACCCCACACACGCCUGUCACAGCAUCACGAACCUCUGCACUUAGUGUUGCGACAAGUCCCCGGCCGCAUGAGCAGUGGUGUUAAAGGUAUUCUAUUUGUUAUUUCCUGGACAUGCUGUAGAACCUCCAUCAGUGUGCUUAAUUUCACAGUUUGCCAGGAAUGAGGGUCUUCGUGAUCUGAGCUCCUUUUGAGUUUUCUGAAAAAUUCAAAGAAAAUUUGAGAAAAGUGCCGGGAUCAAUCCAGAUGAAUCUCUACACUGUUGACACCUUCAUGUGCUCAAAAGAUCUGUACAAGUGUGUGAACUGACUUCGUUACUCCAUAAAGGAAUGAACUAGUGAUACAGAAGUAUAGACAGUACUGUACUGGAUUGAGUUUGAAAACUGCAGGUCUGUGUCCAAGAUUUAAGGUGAAUCAAGGCACUCUAGUGAUCUCAUUCAAACUAAAUAAUUAUGUUUAGUGCAGAUGUGAGAUAACAUGUCCUUGAAUUAAAAGAUACCAGGACAUAAGAAAACAUUCCUUAAUAUGGGUUUAAAUAUUUUUUGCAGUAUUCUUAUAGUUACGCAAAAUUUUGAAAGUAAUGUUCCUUCUCUCUUGAUAAUUGAACUGCUGGAUUCACCUUUCAUGUAAUAUGAAUUACAGUAUUGCAAGUCCUUGGCUGUAUAUACCUCAUACUGAAAACUGGAGAGAAAAGUUCUAACAGUUUUCACUAAUUUAUAUCAACUUCUCAUGAGAAGUUGUUAAAUUUAUUGUAAAUAUAUAUUUUUGUGUGAUUGCAAUUUAAUAAAGAUUAAAUAACUUCUA